CUCCCACCCACGCUGCCCCGUGCCCCCUGCGCCGCCCUGGCCGCCGGCCUCGCUGCAGGGGGGUGAACACAGCGAGGGGCAGGCACCCACAGCACCAUGAACAGGAUCACAGUGUACGAGCGUGCCAACUUUGAGGGGCUGAGCCGAGAGUUCACCUGCGACGUGCCUGACCUGCACGAGCUGGAUUUUGGGAACUGCAUUGCCUCCCUGAAGGUGGAGGGGCAGCCGUGGAUUGCCUACACAGACCCCAAAUACGAGGGGGAGCCGCACGCCUUCGAGGAGGGCGAGUACCCCUCUGUGGAUCGGCCCAAGAGCUUCUCAGCACUGCGCCUCGUGCACCAUGACCUGGGGGACCCCCAGAUCACCCUCUACGAGCACCCCAACUUCCAAGGCGCCUGCAAGGUGGUGACAGAGGAGACCAACUUGGCAUAUGGGUAUUUCAACGACCGGGUGGCCUCCCACGUGGUGCAGCGAGGUGUCUGGCUGCUCUACCAGCAUCCCAGCCGGGGCGGCUGGCACUGCCUGGCAUGGCCCGGCGAGCGUCUGGCUGACUACAAACUGGAGCUGAACUUCCAGUCUCGGCUGUCCCACCUGCGCCCGCUACGGCCCGGGCGGCCCCUGGUCUCAGCACGUCUCCUUUGGGAACAGAAGCGGGUGGAGGAGGAGCGGGAGGUGCUGGUGGAUGAGAUUGAGGGGGUGAACGAGACAGAGUCGGAGCAGGCGCUGGCGGCCAGCAGCAGCCGGGAGUACGGCACCACACUCUGGCAGAGCUUCCACUUCAGCAAUGCCACCAGCCUCAAAGCCGGGCUCUCCUUCACGCUGACAGUGGAAGCUUCCAACAUCUUUACGGUGCAGAAAGGGCGCAGCGAAACCAGCACUCGCCGGCAGCGCGUGGAGGUGCAGCUGCCGGCGAAGAUCCCCCCGCGCACUGCGCUCAGCAUCCAAGUCCUUCGGAAGGAGGUGACGCUCUCUGUCCCGGUCCUGCUCACCAUCACCCAGAACGAGAACGUUCGUAUGGAGAUGGGCGAGUACCGCAGCGUCUCAGGUACCAAUGUCAGUGCUCGCUAUAGCUUAAAGCCACUGCCAGCUACGGGCAGGGAGCAGGCAGCCACCAAGGGGACAGACAUAGUGCCUGGCACCAGGAUGGAACUAUAG
This is a messenger RNA of Cinclus cinclus, 1155 nucleotides long. Its product is annotated as epidermal differentiation-specific protein-like. The record is from RefSeq and is a predicted model, not a curated record. Lineage: Eukaryota; Metazoa; Chordata; Aves; Passeriformes; Cinclidae. Gene Ontology annotation, molecular function: structural constituent of eye lens. The transcript is spliced from 2 exons. The coding region runs from base 97 to 1155 and encodes 352 amino acids. Gene Ontology annotation, biological process: visual perception; lens development in camera-type eye.